Messenger RNA from Trametes versicolor FP-101664 SS1, 1782 nucleotides. RefSeq lists its product as uncharacterized. The transcript is spliced from 3 exons. Gene Ontology annotation, biological process: SCF-dependent proteasomal ubiquitin-dependent protein catabolic process. NCBI's taxonomy places the organism in Eukaryota, Fungi, Basidiomycota, Agaricomycetes, Polyporales, Polyporaceae. Gene Ontology annotation, molecular function: protein binding. Bases 1 to 1782 code for a protein of 593 amino acids. Gene Ontology annotation, cellular component: SCF ubiquitin ligase complex. The record is from RefSeq and is a predicted model, not a curated record.
AUGGCCCGGAGUAUCCCAUCUAGCCUUCUGGCGACCACCCAGCGCGUUCUAGCGAUUCCCGAAAUACUGGAGCUGGUCUUCUUAUUUCUGAACGUACAGGACGCAGCGCAAUGCGCCUGUGUGUGCAAAAGUUGGUCCGAGGUAGCUCUGAGCUCUCUAUGGAGGGACGUCGAUGAUCUACACCGACUGUUCAAGCUCCUCGCCCCGAUCGAGGCAGGCGCACCUGAAGCUCCUGACAAUAUCGGCGUUCACGACCAUCAUUUUCAGCGACCUCUCGAACCCGCAGACUGGGCCAGGUUCAUGCGGUAUGCCCGGCGCGUACGGAGUCUCUCGGUACCACCAUCCAACGACAACGAGCUACGCGGCUCGCUGGUCUUUGACGUAGUUGCGCAGACGCGUACGACGCUCAACAUCCUUCCCCGUCUUUCCUCGCUCUCCUGGACCUCCGACAAAGGCGAGCGCAUGCGGGUCUCGCUGAUGUUUAUGCACGAUAACGUGAAGCAAUUCACCGCCAAGCUCGUGCCUUCGGACAACUACUCUUUCAGCAUCUACUUCCAGGAGAUCGCACUCCGCAUGCCCAAAUUAACCCAUCUUGAUUUGAGGUUCACGUUUCCGGUUCACGAUAUAGAAAAGGACCUCUGCAAUCUGUUCGAAGCCCUGCCACUGCUGCAAAAAGUCGUUCUCCCCAAGUUCACCAUCACUGCCAAAAUCAUCGAGCGGCUCUCAAAUAAUCCGAAACUGCGAGUGGUACAGUUCGAAUUCAUGGAGUCGCAAGGCGCUGGAGACGUCUCCGACGUACACAACUGGUUCCCUACGCUUCAGGAGGACGCAUUUCCGUCUUUGAACGACCUCUCCGUCAGCGUCCACCUCCCGCACAUGGUUCGCUUCCUGAAUGCCGAGUUCUCCCCGGCCCAUCUGACGUGUCUAUACGUCCACCUGCUCUAUAUCGUCCCUCCGUAUCAAGUGCAGGAAUUUCUUGAGGCGACGACACAGAAUUGUCAGGAGCUCACUCGGCUCUACCUCGAUUUUGCUGGCGACCCGAGUCCUCUCUUAUUCCGCACGACCCUUCCGGAUGAGGACCGCAUCAGCUGGAAUACCCUCCGGCCCCUCCUCAAACUGUCGAAGCUGGUCGAGUUCGAGCUGCACUGGGACUCGCCUGUUGCGAUCACGCAGGACGACCUCGAGGAGUUGGCAUCGAGCCUGCCGGCUCUGGAGCUCCUGGAGCUCAACUCCGAACCGCUCCCCACCCCGCAGCCGCCCGCACUCACCCUCCGCGCGCUCGUCCCGUUCGCGCGCCACUGUCCGAAGAUGCGCGAGCUGAACCUCUACGUCAACGCAUCAUCCGCAGACCUCGAGGACGCCUCGCGCGAGUUGCACGCGUCCCUGCCGCCCAUCCAGUUCCGCAGCCUUUCGAAGCUCUCGUUCGGGCUCUCGCACAUCGCGUCCGCCGAACCGGUCGCCCUCUUUCUCAGCGAGCUGUGCCCGCUCGGAUGCGCGGUGCGCGCGGGCGUGAGCUGGCCGAACGGGUUCAGCGCGAUGGAGGCGCAGACGCCCGAGGACGCGGUGGUGCUCGGGGAGAUGUGGGGCCAGGCGAGCGAGUGGUACGCGCGCUGGGCGGAGGUGGACGGCAUGCUGCCGUUGCUGACGCGGGCGCGGAUGGAGGAGCGGGCGCGCAGACGGGAGCUGGAGCGUGAGGUGGAGGACUUGCGGGUGCGCUGUCGGCUCUUGGAGGACCGGGCGAACGUUGGAGUGCCCUCGGAUGGUGGGUGCAUCUUGCUCUAG